This is a messenger RNA of Penicilliopsis zonata CBS 506.65, 2055 nucleotides long. RefSeq lists its product as hypothetical. The transcript is spliced from 7 exons. The coding region runs from base 1 to 2055 and encodes 684 amino acids. NCBI's taxonomy places the organism in Eukaryota, Fungi, Ascomycota, Eurotiomycetes, Eurotiales, Aspergillaceae. The record is from RefSeq and is a predicted model, not a curated record.
AUGCCGACUGUCGAGUGGAGCCGGGCCAACAAAACCGACCCCAGCCCGUACGACCAGAUUUUUGUCCUGAGCGAGGACCUCAUCAACCAGGCGUUUCGGGAUGGGUUCAAGAAGGAGAUAUUCCAACGCUAUGACAAAGAAGCAGUUCAAACAGGCCUAGUAUCAGGCCAGUGGAUCGAGCAAGGCACGGAAGUUGGGGCGCCCCAAAUCUCUAUCAACGUUGAAGAGUACAAUCCUGUAUAUCCUGUCUUCUUUACCUUGAACUUCAACAGUGGAAACAUCUAUCUGCGCACCACGCCUCCAGGAACUGUACAUCCUCCUCCCCAAAAAUUUUCUCUCUAUAGGUGGAAGCUGGUGUUCAAGACCAAAAUUGCUAGCAAGCUGCUCGGCAAGGAUGACCCCAAGUACAACGCUUACAAAACUCCUGCUGGCAUUGCUUCGCCCGGCUUUCGCGACACCGUAUUCGGGUCAAAAACAACAGAUGUUGGUGGUGGAGGUGGUCUCGAUAUCUCACGUAGUAGAGGAUGGAAGGACAACAAGGAGGUCAAACUUGAGGAAAUACUCACCACUGACACACUUAACAAUCUCAAACUAUUCGCCAACGAGUGGCUUAAUACCGCUGACGAGAGAGAGCUGAAUGUGAUUGGACAUUCAUUGACCAAGGAUGAUUCAACUCCGCAACAACGCAGCAUGACCGGUACCUUUAUCCCGUGGAUAAUCAAUUACUCGCCCUAUCCGUGGCUUGACCCCAAUAACAACACCGUCGCGACGAAUGGCUUGGGACAGAACGCGUUGGCUAUCCUAACCUACACACAGAGCAGUCGCCACAGCAACUAUGUGGCUGCACCUUUGGCGUACAGCGGUGUCUUUACUCAGGGCGGCGCAGCAUUCUGUAUGAGUCGUGACCUAUUCUGGAAUGACUUCCUUCUCCCCAUUCUGAGAGAGAUGAACCAGAGAACGGAAGUCAUCCCACAGAACGCACCUAAUCUUCAGGGUACCAUCAGAUAUAUCCUCGGCAGGAACUCUAAACAUCUGAAGGCGUCGGACCGGUACUUUGACUGGAAGCCACAAAUGCAAAAUGGACAAUUGCACUGGAUCUGGAAAGGGGACUCCCAGAAGAUCGUGACCGCAUUUCGCGGCCAAAAUGGAUCCCUAGCAUAUCGUUACGGUCAGGAAGCCCGGUCCUCGACAGAGCUGUCAUUUGCCGCUGGUGGUCGACAGAUCAAUAUCAAGGGGACGAUUAUUUACGAUGUACACCUCGUCACUGUUGGAAAUCCAUGGACGGCGGGCGACCACAGCGAGAUCGAAUGGAAUAUUCCUCUUCGCAUCGAUGCUGUCCGUGGUGGAGGCCUUCAAAUUGUUCCUGCGAGCAAGCCUACUGUUCGCGCGAUUGCAAACAAAUUCCGGACCUACGGCUGGAAAAUGGAUCCCAAGAAGGUGGCACAAUUCCAUCAGGGCGUGAUCACGAAAUACCUUACGUCCGGGUUGGGUAGCAUCACCAACCGACUUGCCCAGGAUAUGAGAAACCUACACAUGCUGUUCCUCCCUGGCCGUGGAGUGUUCCGCUUUGGCGUACCGGUCUUGAAUAAGCGCGGCGACCUUCUGGCGCCUUUGGAUUUCAUCGGUCUCGUAGAUUUGACUAAGGUCAACAAGUUGGUCAUCGACCCUGCGAACACAACAGAAGAAGACCUGGGCGCUCAGUUUGAGACCAUCCCCAAUCUACCUUCAUCUGAGCAGUAUCCAGAGGAUGUGCCUGUAUUCGACCACCACGUCGAGUCUAGUGGCGAGCCCGAAGAAGUGUCGCACCCCUUUGUUGAUCUGGAUGAUAUUGACCACAACCAGCACUUUGAUGCCAGCGAGCCUUCCUUCCCUGGGCCCGGACCUGGUCCGCUUGCCCAUUUUGAUCGGGAUGCCAUUCACGAGGAACCUCCCCAUAAGCCAAUUGAGCAGCCUCCAGCCCAACCUCCAACUCAACCUCCAACUCAACCUCCAACUCAACCUCCAACUCAGCCCCCAACCCAUAAUCUCCCAAUUUUUGGACCAUUGGAUGGUUAG